CUGCCAUCGGUGAAGCGUAUACGAUGAAAGAUGGCAGCCGAAAAUAUUCACGUCAGGCUUUGCCUCCAAGACAUUAUAAAACUGGAUCUCGAAGCCAAAGCGCUGAUCCAGGAUAUCAAGGAUCAUGCAGACACCGUGGACAGCCUUGAUUAUUUCAGUACUCAGGCCAGAGAGAAACUAAAAACGCUGCGUGAAAAAAUUGAUGAUUUGGAGCAGCUUGGUCAUGAGCAAGAUCAAGAAUCAGACAAAAAUGCUAUCUUGGCUAAUGUCAAGACUUUGAAGCAAACACUUUCAGGGACUCUCAGUAGUCUGAGGCAGGCUAACCUGAGCUCACAGCUGACUAUUGAUAAAAAGACCAAAGAGCAGCUGAUGUUUGGAUCCUCCCAAAUUAGACACAGGGCACAUGGUAACAAGGAAACAUUAGCGAAAAUGGCCGUGGAUAUCACAGAAAGCCUUCUCAGUCUAAACCGUACCAUAGCUGGUCAGGUUACUCACAGUGAAAGCACAAUGACAGCACUAGUCAAUUCAUCGCAGUCAGUAUCUCAGAUGCAGGAUGAAUUUAGAGAUAUGGGUGGACACAUACAACACUCUCAUCGGUUGUUGACAAAGUAUGGACGUCGAGAAUUAACAGACAAAUUGCUUAUAUUUCUGGCACUUAUCUUUUUUUUUGCCACAGUGUUAUACAUAAUGAAAAAACGUGUAUGGCCUUCAUGAUAAAAAAAUAAAAUUGUUCAUUUAUGUUGAUUGGAACUAACAUUUUGUGGUAUCUGAAAAGACUUUGCUGAUCUGUGCCAGAAAAUGUCUCCUGAAUGUUUAUAUUAGUUUGCACUUUGCAAAAUGCAGAGAAAUAAAAAAGUCACUGAAUGCUUACAUUCGUUGUGGAGCAUGAAUUUGUUUAUCUACAGAAAAUAUGCAUAACAAAUACAAUACAUAAAAUGGUUAAGCAACAUCUUUGUUGAAUAAAAUUGUUACUCUU
Pomacea canaliculata is the source of this 976-nucleotide messenger RNA. Its product is annotated as vesicle transport protein SEC20-like. Gene Ontology annotation, cellular component: endoplasmic reticulum; SNARE complex. The record is from RefSeq and is a predicted model, not a curated record. Gene Ontology annotation, molecular function: SNAP receptor activity. The coding region runs from base 31 to 714 and encodes 227 amino acids. Gene Ontology annotation, biological process: retrograde vesicle-mediated transport, Golgi to endoplasmic reticulum. The transcript has 6 exons. Lineage: Eukaryota; Metazoa; Mollusca; Gastropoda; Architaenioglossa; Ampullariidae.